This is a messenger RNA of Talaromyces proteolyticus, 3156 nucleotides long. RefSeq lists its product as uncharacterized. Lineage: Eukaryota; Fungi; Ascomycota; Eurotiomycetes; Eurotiales; Trichocomaceae. Gene Ontology annotation, molecular function: histone acetyltransferase activity. The record is from RefSeq and is a predicted model, not a curated record. Gene Ontology annotation, biological process: regulation of DNA-templated transcription. The coding region runs from base 1 to 3156 and encodes 1051 amino acids. The transcript is spliced from 4 exons.
AUGGCCGCAACCAUGCUGGCCACCCAAGAUGAGCUGAAAAUGGACCCGCAAUCUCCUUUAGUCGAUAGUGAUCAAGAUGCCGAAGGGGAGGAGGAUACCGACUUGUAUCAGAUGGACAAACAACUACAAAAUGCUGUUCAGCAAGCCGAUGCAGAUGAGCAGGCUGAGGAUAUCGAUGCGUCGGAAGAGUCACCUAUAGAAGAUAGUAAAAGCUAUGAAGAGUCAGUGGAGGCGAACGAGGAUGAGCUAUCGGAUGCUAGCGAAGAGGACGGGGUUAUAAAGGUACCUAGACUGCGCCGGCGUGGGAAUGCCGACUCGAAUUCCGAUGCAGAUGACGCGGAUCCGGACGCUGCAUUUGAAAAUGGCUCUGAGAAGAACUCGGCCUCAGGAGUAAGCAGUGAUGAGUCGGAUGCCGAGGCAGAUGGCUGGGAUGCCGAGAGUAACGAGAGAGACGAUCUUGAAGGGGAAAAGGGGCCUUCUGGGAACUGCAUAUUUUGCGGCCAAGACGAAGAUAACGAUCCGUCGGAAGACUUCGAAGAAUAUCUCACUUGUGCAGUGUGUGGAGAUCAUUCCCACAGGCAGUGCGCUCGAGAACAAAAUGCGUUUAGUGAUAACGAAGAAGCGCAAGAUUGGCGUUGUGUGUCUUGUGUUCAGAACAAACUCGAGCCUGACCCCGGACAGCAAGCAGCAGCACGGCGUAGAGCAGCCGCUCAAAGUAUUGCACGCGAUCUACUCGCAGCAUCGAAUGGACGCCAGGGACCUCCGUCUCACUCGAUUUUUACUAAUCUGAUCGUUGAUGAUGAUCCAAUGGAUGGAUCACGCUCACUGCGAAAAAGAAAAAAUUCAUCCACCGAAGCCGAUGAAAAUACCCCUGGUGUGCGAAAGCGAUUACGACGUACACCAUCUCAAAGUGCAAUCGACAGCGCUGAUGGUUCUGUGGAUGCGGAUGGUUUGUCAAGAAGUCGGCCGCGUAGAGGGCGUAGGCAAGACAAAGAGCUAUGCCGCGUUAUUCAGCAUAGCAACGGCGAAUGUAUUAUCGCAUUUCAUCUCGACUCUGUGAAACUGGCUAAAAUCCUCAAUUCACGCCCGCGUCCAUUAAAGGCAAGGCGGCGAAAGCCGCCAAAACAAGCUGCAGUGGAGGAAGAACCUCUGGCCCACUUUGCUCCCAUUAUACCAACCUACACUACGCCUUUCUACUCUUUCCAUGAUCGCGAGGUUGACGAGCUGAAAUCUAAGCCUUAUGGUGGUAUCCUGUCAGAAGCUGAUGCCGAUACUAGUCGCACUCUUCCAACUCAAGUUGAUCGGGACAAAUUCGAAUCUGCUCGACGAAAAGCCGAAGAGGAUUGGCAAAAGAAAGUCAAGGAGUCUGACCCUGUUGGGGAAGUGAACCAUCGUGCAUCUCAGAAGGUUUCAGGUCCCCCAAGCAAAAUCAAAUGGAUCAAUUUUGGUGGCUACGAGAUUGAGACAUGGUACGCAGCUCCAUAUCCGGAGGAGUACAGCCGCAACAAGGUGCUCUAUAUUUGUGAAUUUUGUCUCAAGUAUAUGAAUUCGGAUUUUGUUGCGUGGCGUCACAAAUUGAAAUGCCCCGCGAAACACCCGCCUGGUGAUGAAAUCUAUCGAGACGGAUCAAUAUCAAUUUUCGAGGUAGAUGGACGAAAGAACCCUGUCUACUGUCAAAACCUCUGUCUCCUCGCAAAGCUAUUCCUGGGCUCAAAGACGCUCUAUUAUGACGUUGAGCCUUUUCUCUUUUAUGUCAUGACAGAGCACGAUGAGCUAGGUUGUCACUUCGUGGGUUAUUUCAGCAAGGAAAAAAGACCAAGCUCGUCUAACAACGUAUCAUGUAUCCUGACUCUUCCGAUUCAUCAGCGGAAAGGAUAUGGAAAUCUACUUAUUGAUUUUUCGUAUCUCCUGACGCGAGUCGAGAAGAAGACAGGAUCUCCUGAAAAGCCACUUUCUGAUAUGGGUUUAGUUUCUUAUCGAAACUAUUGGCGACUUAUUUUGAGUUAUCAGCUGCGGAAUCAGAACACGCCGCUCAGUAUAGUCGAGCUUUCUGAUCGGACAGGUAUGACAGCAGACGAUAUCAUUUCUGGUCUAGAAGGACUACGCGCCCUAGUCAGGGAUCCAGUUACAAAAACCUAUGCAUUGCGGUUGAAUUAUCAAUAUUUUGAAGAAUGUAUACAAAACUGGGAAAGUAAAGGGUAUGUGAAGCUCAACCCUGUUGCUCUUGUGUGGACGCCCUACGUGAUGGGACGCAACAACCAAUCUCAUUACGACCGUGCUCAAUUGCACACGGUAGCCCAACGGGAAGAUGCAGAAGAGGAAGAGGAAGGCGAGGACGAGGACGAGGAGAGUAGUGAAGUACCUGUUGAAAGUGACCGUUCCCCUAAAAUUAAUGGUGUCACAAAUCCGGUUACGGAUGGGCUUCCGUAUGCACCGGCUGGGCCUCCUUCAACUACCGGGUUAUCGCUUGAAAGCUCUCCUCACAAGGUCAAUGGCGAUCAUAACCCUGCAGCCAAUUCACCAAAUCCUGCAGCUGGCAUUCCACCCAGUCGAUUUCAGAUCCAUCCUCCUGUUCAAGGGCCUGUUUUCAAACGACGCCCUGGUCGACCUUGGGGUAGCAAAACCAAUUACAACAGAGUUUCCUACAAUUCAGGGUCACGGAGUGCGCGAUCUACACCUCGACGUACGUCAACGUCACUGUACGGUAUAGGGACGCCUGCAUCUGUCGGGGGUUCUUCGGCUCGGCGGGCGAGGAGCGGGUUGGCCGCCGAACUUGGCCUUGAGGUCGAAAAUCCGUCCACCCGCGGCGUUGUAAAUGGCGAUGUUGAAGACCAAGAAGGUGUAUUUGCUGGAGAGGAUCCCGGGGAUGACUCCGCUAUUAUAGCCGAUCCCCAGGCGGCAGAUGAUUUUACAUCACUAGAAACAAAGAAUAAGCAACCAAAUGGUAUUGACUCACCUUCCAACGGCGCAGCCAAAGAGAACGGCGACUCUGCAGCUUCUAGGUCCGGAAAUUCUACUCCUCGACGCACCCGAAGGACCCUUGCCGAUGAAGACAAGAAAAGUGCUGAGGACACAUUCGUCUCACCUGCUACCAACGGCGAUGACAGUGAUGUUGAUGCCGAAGGUGAAGUUGAUGAGGACAUGCAAUUGGCAUAA